Oppiella nova is the source of this 402-nucleotide messenger RNA. The record is from the annotation of a GenBank genome assembly. Lineage: Eukaryota; Metazoa; Arthropoda; Arachnida; Sarcoptiformes; Oppiidae.
AUGAUUGCAUUGCAUGCAUUGCCCGAAUGUAUUGACGAGCGAUCGGUUUGCGGUUACGUUCAACUCAAUAGUAUGGGUAUUAGUUCACAACCUCUCUGUAAGUGUAGGGGAGGUGUUCAGUGCCCUAUGAUGUGGAAUCCCAUGGAUGGUAGGACGGUGUCCCACGGAAAUGACCAGUACAAGUACUGCAAUCGGGCCCCGAGACUGAACUAUUGCGGCAAAGAAGAGAUCGUUUACACCACUUAUUUAGAGACAUCGAUGUUGACGAUGAGGACUCUUAUGAACACUAAUCACAUCCACUGUCUGUGUCCCGCGCAUCACCUCUUUGUAAGAAAUGACACCAAAUUUCAUGACUUAGACGACGGCACAUCCAUCAUUGGAACCACAUUCCAGUGCAAACCC